This is a messenger RNA of Anopheles darlingi, 3909 nucleotides long. RefSeq names its product activin receptor type-2A (gene put). Gene Ontology annotation, biological process: activin receptor signaling pathway; cellular response to growth factor stimulus; protein phosphorylation. The transcript is spliced from 7 exons. The coding region runs from base 819 to 2426 and encodes 535 amino acids. Gene Ontology annotation, molecular function: activin binding; ATP binding; metal ion binding. NCBI's taxonomy places the organism in Eukaryota, Metazoa, Arthropoda, Insecta, Diptera, Culicidae. Gene Ontology annotation, cellular component: plasma membrane; activin receptor complex. The record is from RefSeq and is a predicted model, not a curated record.
CCUGAAAGGAAGAUUGGCAUUCUCCAUUGGUGUUGUUUCUUUUCUGUGUUGUUUCGAUCGUAUUAGCUGUGUGUUUUGUGCAUGUUUUGAAGUGACCAUUAGGCAAUUUGUUCUACUUUGUCUGGCUGCGUUCUUCCCACUGAUCGCAUUAUUGGUGGUUCGGGGCUCUCCGCAUUUUUGGCACUUCGAUCAACAACUUCCUCGCCAUCAGGCAACAUCGUUCAGCCACAAGGUGGAGCAGGGAGCAGCGAGCGGAGAGCAGCACGGUGUCGAUCGCGUCUGCCUUAGGUGUCGUCGGUGAGGACGAUUGGUUGAUGAAAACAACUCCCUUUCCCCUCCCGAUCGGACGGCGACGACGACGACGACGACAAAACAUUAACCAUGAACGGCGCAAUGGUGGUUUGCGUCGCGUGUGCCCAGCCGACCUCGGCGAUCAUCUAGAGAAUUCAGGUUUGAGAUAGCGCGAGACCGGCCCGGACCGUCCCUCCAUCCCCUGGUUACCCUGUGCGUCGGUUGUUGGAUGCUGUGGAUGUGCCUGCGAAACGCGCGUUACAGGCGAUCAAAAUAGACGAGUGGGCAAGGGAGUGGAAGGAAGUUAUGAGGAUAGAAAUAGCGGGCGGACUGGCGGACGGAACAAGGGCGAGCGACGAAAGCAUGCAGCAGUAGCGCGCUAUACCCAAUCGGAGCGAUAUUAAAAACCGCAUAAAAUAACAGCGGCCACACAAACACAUAUACGCACGCACGCCCACACGAGUGUAAGCAUACAUACAAGCGCCACGGUACGCAACCGUUCCGGGUCGCACUUUAACGACUUCAAGAUGCGUGGAUUGCUGCAUGUUAUAUUUUGCUGGUCAUUGCUGAUGAUCAUCCAAGGAUCGUUUAGCCGGGCACGAAUCGCGGAACCCCAGAUACGGUGCGUGUCCUACCAGUGCAAAGAUGGCGAGUGCAAGGAAGGAAUUGACAUCUGCGAAGAGUCGGAGCACGAUCGACCAUCCGGUUGUUUCGCCGUCUGGACGACGAACAAUUUGACCAACGAAAUGAAUGUGACGAUGAAGGGUUGCUUCAUCAGCACGACCGAGUGUAACAACACAGAAUGCAUCGAUACGACCACGGAUAUGAAGAAAAAUCUCAACUACUGUUGUUGCCGGGGAAGCAUGUGUAACAAGGAGCAACGAUGGGUGCCGGUCGCAACCAAAGCACCGAAGGUGAUACACUCUCCAGAAAAGGAAUCGAAGAUGCCGCUGAUCAUAUUGAUCGCCUUCGUUUCGAUGCUGAUCGGACUGUUCCUACUGACCUUUUGCUACGUGAAGCAUCAGAAGGAUCCCAUGUUCAACGAAAUACCGACCGUUGAACCGGACAUUUCGAAUUCUUCGACCAACGUUUCCCUGCGACCGAUCGAUCUGAAGGACAUCAAGGCGCGCGGGCGCUUCGGGGUAGUUUGGCGGGCUCAGCUUCACAACCAGGAGGUGGCUGUAAAGAUAUUUCCAAUGCAGGAACGCCAAUCAUGGAUUACUGAGCAGGAUAUUUUCAAGCUGCCGCGUAUGAACCAUCCCAACAUACUGGAGUUCAUCGGGUGCGAAAAGCGAACCGACGUGGCCAGCACCGACUUCUGGUUGAUCACCGCAUAUUGUGAGAAUGGUUCGUUGUGCGACUUCCUUAAAUCGCAUACGGUUAGCUGGGGCGAGCUAUGCAAGAUCGCCAGCACGAUGGCCCGUGGUCUUACACACCUGCACGAGGAGGUACAGGGGACGCGCACCGAAGGCCUCAAACCAUCGAUCGCACAUCGAGACUUCAAGAGCAAAAACGUGCUGCUGAAGGCGGAUCUAACUGCUUGCAUUGCCGAUUUUGGGCUUGCGCUUGUGUUCACGCCCGGUAAAUCGUGCGGUGAUACUCACGGUCAGGUCGGCACGCGGCGCUACAUGGCACCGGAGGUGCUGGAGGGUGCGAUCAAUUUUACUCGCGACGCCUUCCUUCGCAUUGAUGUGUAUGCAUGUGGGCUGGUCCUCUGGGAGUUGGUGUCCCGGUGCACCGUACACGGGGGCCCGGUCGAUGAGUACCGGCUGCCUUUCGAAAGCGAGCUCGGUCCGCACCCGACGCUCGAGGAGAUGCAGGAGAACGUCGUAAUGAAGAAGCUGCGCCCACGAAUAUACGAGUCUUGGCGUAAUCACACGGGAUUACAUGCAAUCUGUGAAACGAUGGAGGACUGCUGGGAUCACGAUGCGGAAGCAAGACUUUCGUCGUCCUGCGUGCUCGAGCGUUUGUCACAGUACACGCGCUUUCCCACAGCAAGACAGUUCUUCGUCGCCAACACCACCAACACCACCAACGCUACCAACACUACCACCGCCACCGCAAGUACACCGGGCGGUGGUGCACCCACCAACAAUAACGAGCUGCCGUCAAAGAUCGCUACAGAAAGUGUGUAACCGCAGUGUUGCGUCGUCUAAGCUAGGAUAGACUAGAUUACGGUUCGCUAAAGAAAGCAAGAUACCGUUUUACACAACCUUCACGCAGGCCUCGUUGUGCAUUCGUGCUCUGCAAGGUCCGUAGACAGUUUCACCUGAGCUCAUCCAUCCGAUUUUCUUCAUUACUUUCGCUAAGUUAGGCAUCUUGUAAGAUUUUGUUUAAUUUUUUAUCUUUACACAUUAAUUGGUGAACUAUUGAGCCUCUGAUUAUUCUAGCUCUAGCUGCGUGUAUACGACAUAACACGCCCAUUAACAUAGUGUACGUGUAUGUGUGUGUACAGUCACGACAACAUUUGGAAUUUAUAAGGCUUAUGACAUAUUGAAUCCUGGUAGGUUCUUGGCGCGCGAAUGUUCGCCACUACGCUAGAACUCUCCCAAAGGCAACGAAACUAGCGGUAAAAUGUUCCGGUACCUUACCGCAUCUCUUUGAAUUUGUUUAAUGUUUUAAUCAUUUUCUCAGCGAACCGCCAUAAUCGAUGACUUUGUGUAGUGGAAGGUAGAGUGAAAAGUGGAGGGGGCUGCUUUUUUUACUUCAAGUACGAUUGAGCAGCACCCCAUGUGUCCAUUUUGGGUUGAAUACCUCGUGUAGAUCAGAUUUUUAAGUUCUAGAUUUACCAGAACGAACGGGAUAGACUUUGCUCAGACUUGCCAGCAUAUGAAAAUCGAAAAGAGACGAGAUGAAAAACGUAGGUAGCUGAAGAUUUUAGUUUUUAUUAAAUGAAUCAAAGGGUAGAUGAGUUAGUGUUUAGUAUAUCAUGUUGGCUUGUUUCCUGUGCGUAUUUCGAUCAGCUGGGUUUGUGUCCCUGAUGUUAAUUUAGUUUGUGCCGGCGCAGGCUUCGUGAAGCUUUGUGUAGGCUAGGCGCAAUCAGUCUCUCCCGUUCGAUUUCUAACGGUCACACUUGCUACGGUCCGCCGAAUAGAGCGUUCCGAAAGUGAAAUGUAAGAACACGGUCGCUAUAAUAUUUUAUAUUAGUACAGAGCUACAGAAUCCUGUUGGAGAAAAGGGGAGGGGUAGGUGUGAAAGAUAAGGUGCAUUCUAGGUGUUAGUCAACAAGAGUUGCCGACACGAGACAAGACCGCCUUCCCUCCCUUUCAUCGGAUAAUGUAGAUAGACGUGAUGAUGGUUGGCAGGGCGCCAAGUGCAACAAAGCAAGUAUUUCUGCUCCCUCGGCACACAUCCCUGGGAGCUAUAUUGUUAUAGGAAGAAGAGAAAAACAGACACACAAGAAACAAAUAAUGAAAAGGAGAGGUGGAAUGCGAAAAUAAAGGGGAUUCGUUUUUGUAAAUUCAAUGCUUUUCAAAAUAUUACGCGCACGAAUGUCAUUUUGGAGGUGCAAAACAGUCAAAACCCCCGUUAUGUUACUCUUUUCACUUACUUUCUAAUACCCAUCCAUAUUUUACUUUGUGGAAUAAACCAUCUCUAAUGAGUAUGAUUCACGAUUUA